GAUGCUAGUAAAUCUGAUGCCACAAAGGAUCUAGAUGGCCCAUUCAGCCCAAAGUGUAAUCUUCACUUAGAGGCAAAGCUAGCAGCCGAGGAAAACAUGCACUUAUCCGCAGGAAAGCAGAUGCACCCAUUAUUCACUUCUAGAAAAGAAGUCAAGAUGUUGCGAGAGGUCCAAGAUACUAAGAAGUUGGAGGACAGGCAAUUGCCUUGGUAUAUGUGGGGCGAAGUUAUUUCUUAUGCACCUGUUCAUAUACUUGGUACUCAGGUUGAUGACGUUUCAUUGGAUUGGGGUAAUUGGAACUUUAUGGAGCAAACACUUGACUAUGGUGGUCGUGCUUUGGAAGAUUCUUUAGUGGUUUGUGGGGGCUUAGUUAAGCCUUUAAGGCUAGAUACUUCUUUUCUUGAGGAGAUGCACAUGAAUCAAACAUCAAACACAGAAGAAAAGAGCUCCACAAUAACCACAUUUGUAGUAUCUGAUGGGCAAUAUGAAAAGCAGCAGCUAUUGCCCUACCUAGAGUACCAUCUAAAUAGCAACUUUCCUUUGUUAUCAAGAUGUGGUAGUUAUGUAGAAAAUUCAGAGAGCAGGCAUCAGGAUGAACUUCAUAAAGAAAGGUUGUCAUACUAUAGACGUUCUGAGUAUUGCCCUGAAUGUAGCCUCUGGACAGCCAAGUACCAGCCAGAAAAUGCCUCAGAGGUCUGUGGAAAUUUUCAAUCAGUUAGACAGCUUAGUGAAUGGCUCAAGUCUUGGCAUGACAAAGGUCAAAAAAGUGGCAAGAAAUGUAGCUCUAGGGAGCAUUAUACAGUUGAAGAUGAUGAAAUCUUGUCUGAGACUGAAUUUGAUAUGGAUGACCGAGAAGAUGAUUUCAAACUUAGCAAUGUGCUUUUGAUUACCGGGCCAGUUGGGAGUGGAAAAUCUGCUGCCAUAUAUGCCUGUGCAAAAGAGCAAGGCUUUAUAAUAAUUGAGGCUAAUGCAUCUGAAUUGAGAAAUGGGGCAAAUAUAAAGCGCAAAUUUCAAGAGGCAAUGGGAUCACAUAGAUACAACAGAUGGUCCUUUGAUGAUACCAUAGGCUCAAGCAAGCAAAAUCUUGAUGUAGCGCCAGGCAUGCCAAACAUGAGAGAUAAUGUGAAAUUUGAUAGUUUCACAUUAAAAGCUCCUACUGAUACGCAAGAGAAUUUUCAUACUGAAUGCUCCCGGAACAAAGAGAACAGAGUUGCAAUUAAGACAUUAAUUCUCUUCGAGGAUGUGGAUACUGUUUUUGAGGAAGACUGUGGUUUUAUAUCUUCUGUACUUCAACUGGCAGAAACUGCAAAACGACCUAUAAUACUUACAAGCAAUAGCAAGAAUCCUGUCUUACCCCCACUAUUGAAUCGGCUGGUUUUAAAUUUUGAGCUACCAUCAGCUGCAGAGCUGUUUUGGCAUUUAUAUAUGAUUUGUGCUUCUGAGAAGGCUCAAAUUUCAGCCCACCUACUGGAGCAAUUAAUUAUAUCAUGUCUAGGUGAUAUUCGUAAGAUCAUCAUGCUGCUUCAGUUCUGGUGCCAAGGUAACAAGUAUCAUGUAGUCAGGAAUUUACACACCUGCAGUCCCCUUCAAUUUGACAUAGACACUGUGCAUCUGAUAAUUCCAAGAAUAAUUCCUUGGGGGUUUCAGUGUGAGUUGUCAGAAAAGGUGGCGGAUGAGAUCAGCAGAUCAAUGUUUUCAAUGGAAGACAACUUAAAGUUACUGGAAUUCAAGCCAGCAGAAAAGGUUGGUUCUGCAAAAGUUGAAAAAAUCCAUAAUGUAAUCAACAAGAGAAAGAAAAGCAAAUUAAAGAGGAAGCAGUCAGAUCUAGACUCUACAGAGUUUCCAGCAGAUGCCAAGGAUCUUGAUGACUUCUCUGAUGCUUCGGAGUCAUUUGCAAGAUUUGAUCAACAACAAAGAACUAGGCAGAGGGCUCAUAUCGUACUGUCUUCCCAGUCUGAUGACGAACCAAGUGCUGUUGAACUUCAACCUGCAGAAAUUGUGUCAGCUGAUCUAAGCUAUUGUCCAUUGCCAGACAUGUCCAAUUUGUGCAGCUUACAAACUCUGAAAGUUGUAAGCCCGCUGAGGCCACUAGCUGAUUUAGAAUAUCAGUCUCAAAGGAAUUGUAUUCAGCCUCUACUGGAAAGUUCUGAUAUUGCAUCUGUUUCACAUAUCUGUGACACAUUCAAAGUGCAGGAAGUGUCGUGCGUUCCUGAAUCUUCUUUUAUAGCUGAAUCUGACAUCAGCAGGAGAGACAAUGCCAUAUCUAUGGCAGUAUCUUCCAAUACCAUAGCUGUUAAUUUAAUUGAUUUACUUAAUCCAAUACAUGAGUCACCAGGAGAAGUUAACAAUUUGACUGCAUCCAUAACUGAGGUCAAUUUGUGUCCUGUCAGCAAUAUAAAUGAGGUUGAUGCUGAAUCAGUUUAUGGUAAUGAGGAGCUAGGUGAUUCCCAAAAUGGGGUUCAAUUUCCAGCUAAUGGAGAUGGAAUUGAGCUUCCAGCUAGUGGAUAUCAAUUUAUGGAUGAAUGUAGCCGAGCUGAUUUUUCCAUUGGGUUAGUUCCUGGGAGAUGUGAAAGAUCUCCACGUGUCUUUUCAGUUCAGGAAACAUGGCGAAGAUUACGUAACCAGCGGGAAGAACUAAGAACAUAUUUAAGCAAAAACCAGAUGGAGUACUCGGUUGUGGACCUUGCUUCUGGACUUACUGACUUGAUCUCUGAAACUGAUAUCAUGUUCAGUCGCUCUAACCCCCUCAUAAAUGACAUUCUGGAGCCAUCAUUAAUACCCUCUGUUGAGCCAGAUGAUUUUUCCUGGUAUGAUAGGCAAUAUGAGAUGGGAUCCACAUACGUUCAGCAUGGUCUAUGUCUUUACACAGAUAAAUGUGCCAAGACAUGCCCAGAUAUGGUCUUUAUGGAACCGGAGACUCUAGUAUUGGAGAUGCUGGCCUCCAGCACUAAUGCUAUGGCUAUGGGAAAGCUACUCAGCCUGGAAAGUACCAAUACACGGAACUUGUCUAAUCAUGGUUUGAAUUUAAAGGAAAUAGGUCAUGGCAUUUCCUUAGAAAGGAAACAACAAUGUGCUCUUAUGGAUGCUCUUCUUCCUUUAGUUCCUGCUAGGUUGUCAAUGACCCUCAGAGGCUCUGGGUUCCACGAUUACUUGUCCUUUACAAGCCGCAUAUCCCGAUUUGAGAGUGCACGGAUCUCAGAGAGCAUGAAGGAAAACAGUCACCGAAGGUCUCGAGAUUUACGGCACUAUCUAAGCUCUGGCUCCCUUUUAUUGUCUCGUGAGGAUGUGGCAUUGUUGGCUCGAGCCUGCUGCUUCAAGGAGGCAGUGCCUUAGGUCGAAUUUGUUGAUGGCUGCAAUAUAAAUACAAAUACUCACGCAUUCAGUGUUGAGCUUUAUUUUGAUUUGGAGGUAGCUGAUGAGAAGCAAUUAUUCUAUUUAUAUAAUUCCUUGUGUAUCCUAGGGAAGGCGCUCGCAUGUAUAUUCUUUAGCGGGGGGGUUGUAUAGUAAAAGGCUGAUAUAAUUCAACUAACCUUGUCUGCUAAUAUGUAAGCAUCCUCUGUAAAGCGCAGGAUAUAUAACAUUUCAUCAUUCACAGGUUAGGGUCUUGUAGUUGAGGAUCUUUUGUUGAUUUGGGAAAAUAUUAUGACAAAUCAAUUGAAUUUAUGGCUGGAUUUAUUCAGUGGAAACAUAACACAGCU
Messenger RNA from Musa acuminata subsp. malaccensis (wild Malaysian banana), 3698 nucleotides. The record is from RefSeq and is a predicted model, not a curated record. NCBI's taxonomy places the organism in Eukaryota, Viridiplantae, Streptophyta, Magnoliopsida, Zingiberales, Musaceae.